AGUAGAGCAUUGUAUAAAUGGCUCAUGCUUCGAAUCAGGCUUCCAUUUGAGAAGGAGAAAGACGACCUGAUAGGACUAGGGUUUGCACGAUUUGUCAACGGCCCCGAAAAAGGAUACAUUGAUGAACCGCUUGUUCUGCUUGGAGCAGCGCAGGAAUUCAGCGAAUCCCACUUUCCACUAGAACUUGAGGCUUUGAGUGGCCUUCAGUCACACGAGGGCCGGGGCGAACAUUUCGAGGAAUAUGUCGCAUAUUCCCUCACGUAUGCAUUUGACGGGCGGAGGAAACUGUGCGAAAUAUUUUCCUUCGGGGAACAUGUCCCAGACUGGGCGCAACAAUGUGCUGAACUAGUUGUUCUCACCGUGGACAAUGGAGUGGUAGUGUCCAAUCGCUUUCAUCUACCAGAAUAUCUGGGCUCUACAGCAUCCAUCGGCAAGAGGUGUGAGACAGUCGAUGUGACGUUGGAAUGGUUCCGGAACCCAUCAUCGGUGAUCUGUUUCCCCGACAAGUAUAUGGGCCCAUCCAUUGUUUUAUUUGUCUGCCUUGACUCUGGAUUGAUCCUGGCAAUUGAAGUGCAGUGCAAAUGGGUCAGCAAGGGAACGUUAAAUAAUGAGACAUGGGAGAAUACAGUCUCGACCCUUGAUCUUGCACACCUGUACAGACGAAAGAGUUUGGGUGCCAAAAACAGUGACAAGGCCAGGGGCGCUGUUUUGGAUCUGCUCAGCCGUCUAAACCCAACAACCACUCUUCCAAAUGAUAAAUGGUUCCAAAACGGAUUACCAGUGUUGCGGGUCAUUGCAUCAUUCCCUGCUGCACCUUCUGAAGCUCAACGUCGAGGAUCAACCUAUUUUGCAACUCUUAAUAUGGACUAUUGUGCAGAAGUAAUGCAUGCAAUAGGUUUGCUAAAGAGUGUGAGCUUUUCGCUUCUUAAUGCCAGAAAGUAUACAGGAGGUGGUAG
Molecule: messenger RNA, 956 nt
Organism: Fomitiporia mediterranea MF3/22
Lineage: Eukaryota; Fungi; Basidiomycota; Agaricomycetes; Hymenochaetales; Hymenochaetaceae
Exons: 2
Source: RefSeq, a predicted model, not a curated record